AUGAUGAACACUCAUGAGGGCCAUUCUCAGGCGGCGGUUUGGAGUCUCUAUCAAUCUUCCUCUACAGGGGUCCAGUCCGCCAUUGUAGCCAAUCCAUACAAGCCUGAAGCGGAUGAUCUGGAGGGAGGCGUCUUUGCAAAGGAUCAUCGCCGUGCUGUUGAGCGCGGAGACUUUGCCGAUGGUGGCAAGUUCCGAUCUGUUGUAAAGAUACUAGCUGCGUUAAACAAUGGUAGCGGUGAAACAAUUUGGAUGAUGGACUCCGGCUGGCUCAUCAGUCCUGACACUGUUAUCACUGCAGGACACGUUGUCUACGACUGGAAAUAUAACUGCCAACGUGCGAAAGAGAUCAAAUGCUACAUUGGAUAUGCUGGGCGUGCUUCGGUUAACGACGAGCAGUACGGUGUUCAGGCUCGUCUCGGUGAGCGAGUGGUCACUACCUUGGAGUGGGUUCAGUCGGGCCCACAAAUCGGGACGCACGAUGUUGCAUUCAUCAAGCUCGACCGGCCGUUCGAGGGUGAUCUUAGGAUGUUCCCCGUCCAAAACCCGACUCCUGUUUCUGGCGACGUCAGGCUCGGCGUUGUAGGAUAUCCUGGAGACAAAGAGCUCCCCGGGUCAAGGGGUGAAAAUGGCGAAGGGGGUGCCUUGAUGUAUGAAGAGUUCGCUCGUACCAAGUACAAUCUCCGAGACAGCACUCAGCAUAUGAUCGAAUACCGAGUCUCAACAUAUGGAGGCCAAUGUGGAGGACCAGUCCUCAAAAUCGUCGAGGGCAAGUCGCUGUACGUUGUCAUUGGCACUCAUUGCUUUGGUUUUGGACCUGGCACGAGCAAUUUUGGGACCUCCAUUGGGGGUCAAUACGGAGUCCACUACGAUAAUUUCAUCGUGCUCUUCGAUUCUCCUUUGUUCCCUAAUGAAGCGCAUUAUGGUAUAAAGAUUCUAAGUGCUGGCGAGAUUACGAAGACGACCGCCAGCGAGGCCAAGCUCACUCAGGUGACUGUCAAGAUCGAGGACUCACCAAAUUCAAGUGGGCUUGGGGAAGCUCAGCUAGACACUGUUCAGAACAACCACUUGCCGAAGCGUCAUGAUAUUGUCAGACCUCAGAAGUCGAUCUUGGAUCUUAUUGAAGGCUUUGGAAAGCCCCACACGCCCGUAAGGUGA
Molecule: messenger RNA, 1155 nt
Organism: Colletotrichum scovillei
Lineage: Eukaryota; Fungi; Ascomycota; Sordariomycetes; Glomerellales; Glomerellaceae
Product: ATP synthase F1
Exons: 3
Coding region: 1-1155 (384 amino acids)
Biological process (GO): proteolysis
Molecular function (GO): serine-type peptidase activity
Source: RefSeq, a predicted model, not a curated record